CAAAUCAAAGCUAAUACCACCAAAGAUUAUGGAAGAAACUGAAUAAUAACGCCUCUCCAUAAUCUGCAUUCUUUCACCGCCUCUCUUUCUCUCUCUAUUUAUUUAUUUAUUAUUAUUAUUAUUUUUUUUUGUUCUUUCUCUUAGAGAGAGAAAGUUUCUGUCUUUAUUCCCAUCCAUGUUCCCACUGUCCAGCCCGCCAACACAUCUCUGCCGUUGAUUCCUGGUCAUCAUCACAUCAUAUCAUCUCUCCCUCUACGCCAUCACUGCGUUCUUUAUACGGCCCCCAAAUUUCCCCUUUUAUUUCUUUUCUUUUCUCUCCUUUUAUUUUUAUUUUUUGGGGUAUUGUAUUUAAGUUUUAGGGUUUUCUUUUAUACAUUGAUCCAAAUUUGACCGUUACUGAGAGAGAAAGCGAACAUGGGUUUUUUUCCCCUUAUUUAAUUUAAUUUAUCUUUUUUGUUUAUUUCGGCUAUUAUGGAGCCGCGAGUUGGGAACAAGUAUCGACUCGGUCGAAAGAUCGGUAGCGGAUCAUUUGGAGAGAUCUAUCUCGGUACCAAUAUUCAAACAAAUGAGGAGGUUGCAAUUAAGCUGGAAAAUGUGAAGACAAAGCAUCCCCAAUUGUUGUAUGAAUCAAAGUUGUAUAAAAUACUACAGGGAGGAACUGGAAUUCCAAAUGUGAGAUGGUUUGGAGUUGAAGGUGAUCAUAAUGUCCUUGUGAUGGAUUUACUGGGGCCUAGUCUUGAGGAUUUAUUCAACUUCUGCAGUAGAAAACUGUCGCUUAAAACUGUUCUUAUGCUUGCGGACCAGAUGAUCAAUCGAGUUGAAUUUGUUCAUUCAAAAUCAUUUCUGCAUCGGGACAUCAAGCCAGACAACUUCCUUAUGGGCUUAGGAAGGCGUGCAAAUCAGGUCUAUAGUAUUGAUUUUGGUCUGGCUAAGAAGUACAGAGACACUUCAACCCAUCAGCAUAUUCCUUAUAGAGAAAAUAAAAAUCUGACGGGAACUGCAAGAUAUGCAAGCGUGAAUACUCACCUUGGGAUUGAGCAAAGCCGUAGGGAUGAUUUAGAGUCACUUGGAUAUGUUCUUAUGUAUUUCUUAAGGGGAAGUCUUCCUUGGCAGGGACUGAAAGCAGGAACUAGGAAGCAAAAGUAUGAUAAGAUUAGUGAAAAGAAAGUGUCAACUUCUACUGAGACCUUGUGUCGAGGUUAUCCUACUGAAUUUGCAUCCUACUUUCAUUACUGCCGGUCCCUAAGGUUUGAGGAUAAACCAGAUUAUUCUUAUCUGAAGCGCCUAUUUCGUGACCUCUUCAUUCGUGAAGGUUUUCAGUUUGAUUACGUGUUUGAUUGGACAAUAUUAAAGUAUCAGAAAUCACAAAUUGCCAAUCCUCCUACCCGUGCACUUAGCCCUGGUGCUGGACCAAGCUCUGGCAAACCUCCUGCAGGUGCAAUUGCUGAUAGGCGUUCAGGUGGAGAAGGUAGACCUUCUGGUUGGUCUUCCACAGAUCCUAGUCGCAGGAGACACUCUGGCCCAAUUGUAAAUUCUGGAAGCUUAGCUAAACAAAACAAUCCAGUAGCAAAUGAUCCACCUUUUGCUAAAGAGCCUAUGGUAAUGUUGUCUGGUUCUAAUUUCGUGCAAUCAAGUGGAUCUUCAAGGCAAGCUGCCGUCUCUAGCAGUCGUGAUGCAGCAAUCACAGUUAGUGGCUCUGAACGCUCUCACCUUCGCACCAAUGAUCCAAGUGCAGGGCCACCCCUGAAAAUCUCUAGUGGGCAGAGAAGCUCACCUGUUUUAUCAGCAGAGAACAAGCACUCAUCUUCUGGUAGAAAGACAUCAAAUAUAAAAAAUUUAGAGUCUGCUCUGAGGGGCAUUGAAAGCCUGCAAUUUAGGAAUGAUGAGAGGUUACUCUAUUAGCCAACAACCUACAUGAAAUUCUUACCUCCUGUAAAUUUUAAGAUGGCAUACUUUCUUACGUGCUAGGAGUGGGGGAUGUUGUCUGUGUGUUGUGCUUUUAAAAAUCCAAGAUCAGAAGUGCAAGAUAAGAUUGGCCAAGUCCAAGUUGAGAAUCACAACUUUAAGUAGUAACAAAAAGAGAAUCAGGAAGAGUUAGAUGCCCAAUGACACAAACCCAGGUACAAUACUUUCGUCAAAAUAUCUAGGUAAGAAGGCAUUUUGUCUAAAUAAAGUUUUAAAUGUCUUUGCUACAUUUUCAGUUAAAUGUUCUUUUAUCAUAUCUUUCAUCAUAUGCUUUUUGUGGAUCAUGUAACCAUUGUCAAAUUCAAAGCAGGCUGCUUAUUGAAUUGAUUUUGAAUUGUUUGGUGGUUGCAUUUGGAACACAAUGCUUGUCAACAUUCAAUUUAGUUUAAGACUCUUUCUAUCUGCCCAAACUAACUAGCACUAGUUUGGUUGCUUUUAUCAUUUAAUGUUGGAAAAUGAAUCAAGGUCAAAUGUCAAAACUCUCAACAGCAAUGGCCAACGGUUGAGGUGAUUAAAGGAUAUCAUUCAUUCUUGACGAUAAAUGCCUGUGUUUUUAUCAUUUUUACUUUAACAUAUAACUUGUAUUUACUAUGACUAAAGUUCAAUGUUAGGUCCCAAUAUGGAAACAAGGAACGGAGUUAUAGGCAUUAGAAUUUGAAAUUUAGACUUGUUGAAUAUUAUAUUUUAAUGAUGGGUGCAUUAAUUGAAUUUUAAUGCUUUCAUGACUCUAGUAUGCUCUUUGAAUUUCAAUGCUUUUAUGACAAUAGUAUUGUAAUAGAAGCGAAAAGAAAAUGAGAGCUACCUCCCUAUUAUAACCAACGGACAGGGGCAAGAAAAGGUAAACUAGUACAUGACGGACGGAGUCGUUUCCACAUUUUCUUUUUUGUGUCACGAGGAAAAAGAGAUGAAAAGAACUUUGGGUUUCUUUCUUUUUUUUUUUCCUUCUUUUUUUUGUCUUUUGUUUUCCGACUGACAGAGUCUAGAUACAGACUCCCGGUAUGCCUGCUUUUAUGGGAAUGAAUGAAUGAAAGA
This is a messenger RNA of Durio zibethinus, 2997 nucleotides long. RefSeq names its product casein kinase 1-like protein 2. Lineage: Eukaryota; Viridiplantae; Streptophyta; Magnoliopsida; Malvales; Malvaceae. The record is from RefSeq and is a predicted model, not a curated record. Gene Ontology annotation, molecular function: protein kinase activity; ATP binding. Gene Ontology annotation, biological process: protein phosphorylation.